AUGGACAGCAACGGUGAUGCGCUCGUGCGCAUCGUCGUUAGCUCGGAUGGAGUUCCGGAGGACGACUAUGUAGCAACGCAGCCAGAUUCAUGGCUAUUAAUACGGGAAAAGGCAGCAUUCCCGCAACUACGGCUGGCUCCGGGCAUACAGACUCCGCAGCUGACAUUCACCACCACCACGCUCCCAGCCGGCCUGGGGCUGAUUGGGGUCUCGGCCAAAAUCGGCGAGAGAGAGACGACAGAAUGGCAGCCGGCAGAGAGGGACGGGGAGGCAUAUGUGGUGAAGUGGACAGCGGCCGAGGCGACAGACAGCCUGGUGGCGGUGCGCCUGCUGGUCAGGCACGGUGACUUGGGCGACGAACGCCAAGUCGGCCAGUUCAGUGUAUUCGUGAGCAUGCGAGAGCCGGCGGAUAUGCCGAUUGCCGACCCCAACGACGAGAGCAGCUCCGUGGCGACCCCGGACACAGCACACGAGCAGCCACACGCGUACUAUAGCCUGGUGCGGUUCAACCGGCAGCGGGUGUCAGCGCAGGGAGACGAACCGCAGGAGACCCGCGAGCCACACCCGCUGCUGAGCAAAUGGAUAGCCGAGGACAGCCCGGCGUUCCGCUCAGCCAUCCACUCCAUGGAGGAGCAGGCGCUGGCGAACCGCAGCAAAUACAAGGAGCUGUCGCGCAGCUCAGCGCUUUUGCACGAGUCGUAUGUCGGGUUCAUGCGCAGUUUCGCCGAGGCCACGGGAACCCUGGCCGGCCUGCCGGUGUUCAAGCCAUUGCAUAGUGCGUUUGUUGAGCCGCUAAGGCGCGAUCUCGAGCGCGUGCUGGGCACGGUGUGCGCGCAGUGGGACUCGCUGGUCGCCGACCGCGCCAAGCAGCUCUACGAGAACACGUUUAGAAGCCUGGACGCGCGGCGGACCGAAUUCGACGACGCGUCGAACCACUACUACGACGAGCUCGGCAAGCACCUGAAGGCCAAGGCGUCCAGCGAGGAUGCGAAGCGCGACCACCUGUUUGCCCGUCGCCGCAGCUCGUUCGAUCUGGCCAGGUGGACGUACUUUGCGGAUCUCUGGAAUGCCUCUGGCGGCUGGGGCGAGUUGGAGCUGCUGGCGUCGGCGGUGCGGUGGGCGCGCAUGGUCAACAAGGUCCAUCACGGGACGUCGCAGAUGGCCGAGGACGGGCUGGUCGCCUGGUAUGCGGGCAAUUUGCCGGCGCUGAUGAGCGAAAUAAGAAUGGAGCGGGCCGAGGCCGACGAGUUCCGGGCGUCGCUGGAAGGCAAGUUUGUCCGGGUCACCCACGAGUCGCCGGCGGCCGGUGACAGACGCAAGAUCAAUCUGCUGCGGCUGUCGGCGGUGCAGCCACCAGAGAGCCUGGGGGAGCUUGCCCCGGCACUGCCACCCAUCCCAGGCACCAUCGAUCUGGAAGCAUUGGGCGGUCAUGCAAACGGCCUUGCAGCCCGGCGGUCCACGGACCAGCCGCGCAGCCACACCGGGCCAGCAGCAGCGGGCUCGCAGGAUCCUGCUCGCAAGCCCCUGCAGCCCGCCGCCAGCGACGGCUCGCACGAAGGGUUCCUGUUUGCGCGGACCAGCAACAAGCACCACACGACAACAAAGAACAUGAUGGCAACCAGCAACAGCGUGUGGAGGCGGUACUGGUGCGUGGUGAAGGACGGGCGGCUGCAAAAGUACACACACUGGAAGUCGGUCGGCAUUCCGGAGCCGCGCGGCGAGCCCGUGGAGCUGCGUACGGCGACAGUGCGGGCGCUGGCGCCCGACGCAAAGCAGAGCAGCAAAAGACGGUUCUGCUUCGAGGUCAUCACGCCCAGCUACUACGGCGUCUUUCAGGCCACCAGCGACCAGGACCUAAAGUGCUGGCUGGACGUACUGCGGCGCGCCAUCGAGCUCAGUCUGCUCAAGGGCCUGGCCAGCAUGCGCCAGGCGCCUGCCUCCCAGACAAAGCCACUAGGCGACGACCGCGGCAGCCCAAAGUCCCUAGCGCGCGGCAGCCAGGCGUCACACACAUCGGAGUCCCUGGCAACAAUAUCGACCGGCGCCGGGCAAUCGCCGGGCAUGCGCGCAUCGGCGGUGCUUGGAUACGAGGCGCUGGGACAGCUGGACGGGGACGCGGAUCCCGCCAACCACCUGUGCGCUGACUGCGGCAGCGAGUCGCCCGAGUGGUGCUCACUGAACCUUGGCUGCCUCGUUUGCAUCGAGUGCUCGGGCAUCCACCGCAGCCUGGGCACUCACAUCAGCAAGGUGCGCAGCCUGACUUUGGACAUUAUCUCGUUCAAACCGGCCACUAUCGCAUUGCUGCUGCGCACCGGCAAUGCCCUGAACCGCGCAGUGUUUGAGGCCAAUGCCACCGGCCGGCCCCGCGGCUCCAGAAGCGACAAGCAGGAGUUCAUUCACGCAAAGUACGUAUCCAAGGCGUUUGUCGACCGCCAGUGGGAGAUGGUAGAUGCCAAUCCUGAUAUUGGCGAGCUGUUCCCGUGGACCCGCAAGUCGGCCACUGCAUUGCUGUUUGCUGCAACAACGCUCGGUGACCUGCAUGCGGCGAUGCGGGCGCUGGCGCUGGGUGCCGACACCAAUGGCUCCAUGCACGUACCUGGAACCGACGGUGUGGCGGUUGAAAUGACGCUGCUGCAGGCCAGCACUAUUCGGUGCCAGCCAGAUCAGCAGCGUCCGGGCCCAUGGCACCUGCGGCCGAGCGCUCCUACCGUCACCCACACCGAGAUCGCCGAAGUCCUGGGCUUGACAUGCCUCCAUAUCGCCUGCAUGCUGGGCAGCCUCAGCAUCACGCGCUACCUGCUCGACAAGGGUGCCGACCCGCAGAUGCCUUUUGAUGGCAAGCAGCCGCUGGACUUGCUGCCUGCUGACGAGCCAGGAAUGCAGGACCUCAAGGCAGCCGCGGGUGGCUCGACAUGUCCGCUGAGUCGUCCAAGUGGGCCUGGAAACAGGUCACUGCGGCGCAUGAGCAGCUACUCGCAUUCCAAAUCCGCCGUCUCCAGCGACUCGCCCGACCGAUCUGGCAAAACCGACGGCUCGGUGUUCUCUCAGGCUGCGCGCAAAUUCACGCAAACCCUCAGUCCGGCUGCCAUGGGACGGGUCAGCGUGUCUACCGAGCGGCCCAGCCUUUUGGAGCUCAACGAGUCGGCCCAGAAUGCCUCCGGAUGGCUCGCGUCGUUUGUGCCGGGCAGGGCAAGGCGGGCAAGGCGCCUCACGCAUGGGAUCCGCGAGCUCAGCAGCAAGCUGGCUGGCGCCAAAUUGCCGGCGAUGAAGGCCGAGCCGCUGAGCACAAAGUCCCUUGCUGAUGCUAAGCGCGUGUCGCUGCCGCCGCUGCUCAGCCCGAGCCACCCGGACGCGCGCAUCUCGUCUGACUCGCAUUCGCUCCACCAGCAGAGCCUGACAGCACCGGCUACACGCGAGGAUGUUGGCGAGCUGCCGCCAUCGUCAAUCGAAGAUGCAGUGAUUGUCGAUAUUGAAUCGACCGUCGAGGCCCACAAGCCUGUGAUCAGCGCCGUGACGGUGAGCACCAGCGCCGCCUCGCCAGCAUCAACGCCCUCGCACCCGCCACUGCCAGUUGACCUGCCGCCUCUGCCCUCGCUUCCCUCCAGCCGCCGCAAACCCGGCCUGUCACGCUCAGCGACAGUGGCGGUGUCGCGCAGCCGCAACAACCUCAACAGCGACACCGCAUCGAUCAGUCGCGAGGAGAAAUCCGCUCUCUCGCGCAGCAGCAGCAUCCGGGCACUGCGCCCGCAGGCGCACAACGGAUGGAAGUCCAUUAAGAAUGACUUCGAAGGGCUCGCUGUGGUGGGCUCGCCCAAGAGUGCUGCCAGUGCAAAGCCGGAUGCAAAGCCACGCUUUGUGCGCAAGGCUCCAGUACUGAAGCGCCGGAACCGGAACCCUGGUGCCGCAUCGUCGUCGGAUGAUGUAACAGGCGACGAUCGCUUGUUUAGGCUGAUUUCAAAGCCAUCCAAGAUCACCUUCAAUGGCAUAUUCAGCCAUGCUGCGAUUGACGUGUUCUCUGCUGCGGUGUUUGGGCUGGUUGCUGUAGGCUUGGCUACAUAUUUCGCUCGCUGGUGGACCCGCGUGCUGGCACGGGCGGUUUCGCUGGCUACGCAUAAUGAGAUGCAGCAGGCGCAAGAAGCUCCGCUGCUUCACAAGCGGGCGCGUGCUGAAUCGCAGCUGAGGCCGCAGCCUGCAGCAUUUGCGAGCACCAAUCCAUUUGUGCUAAGCCUGAAUGAGGGUUGCCCGACGACUGAGAACACUCCGCGCAGCAGCGACGAGGCCGUGCCAAUGGUGCACACUGUUGAGCUGGGGAGCGGCUGGAAGGCACGGCCGCUGGAGGAUGAGCUUGGGAUGCUGCUGGCGGCUGCCAAGGGAAUCCAGAAGCAGAGGCAAAUCAAGCGGCAGAUUGCCCGCAGCAAACAGGGGCGAGCCGCUUCCAGCUAG
This is a messenger RNA of Linderina pennispora, 4443 nucleotides long. RefSeq lists its product as uncharacterized. NCBI's taxonomy places the organism in Eukaryota, Fungi, Kickxellomycota, Kickxellomycetes, Kickxellales, Kickxellaceae. The transcript has 15 exons. Bases 1 to 4443 code for a protein of 1480 amino acids. Gene Ontology annotation, molecular function: GTPase activator activity; protein binding. The record is from RefSeq and is a predicted model, not a curated record.